Cooperia oncophora is the source of this 507-nucleotide messenger RNA. The record is from the annotation of a GenBank genome assembly. NCBI's taxonomy places the organism in Eukaryota, Metazoa, Nematoda, Chromadorea, Rhabditida, Trichostrongylidae.
AUGUUCGACACAGGGGCGGAUCGCUCAUUCAUCAGCAGUGACUUGACUCACCGAUUUCGACUCGAUGACAUUGACACGUCACCCGUGUUGGCUGGAUCACAGCGCCACUACCUCGCAACACUCAGCGAAGAGGGUAAGGAAUUCUUGUUGGAAAACGACAUGCAACUUUCCAUUGAUCCCUCCAUCAAGACUGUCCGACCAGCCGUUCUGCUUGGAUGUGCUGAUCUCUUUUCCCUACUUGAUACCGGAUUGAGAACAAACUGUACACUACCGUCUGGAUUAACGUUGAUCCCUUCCAAACUGUCACCCGUGUUGGCUGGAUCACAGCGCCACUACCUCGCAACACUCAGCGAAGAGGGUAAGGAAUUCUUGUUGGAAAACGACAUGCAACUUUCCAUUGAUCCCUCCAUCAAGACUGUCCGACCAACCGUUCUGCUUGGAUGUGCUGAUCUCUUUUCCCUACUUGAUACCGGAUUGAGAACACACUGUACACUACCGUCUGGAUUA